ACAGAACGGAACUGACGUCUCAUAAAACACCGGAUGUUUUAUUUGGCCUGUUGCAAUUGCUACGGGUCACUGCAACAAUUUUAGAAAUAAGACAUCUUCAUAUGCUGUCUAACAUACUUCGUCUUGAAAAAAUGGACGGCGGUGGUAAUUGCGGGAAUAUCAGUGGCAUUAUGAAUAAUAGACAAAGGACGAUGUUAACAAACAAAGGCCGUGUCGACUGCGUCCGCAACCAGAGAAAGGACUCGGAGGGCUUCUCGGAGUCUCCGGAUCUGGAAUUUGAAUAUGCGGACACAGACAAGUGGGCAUCUGAACUUUCCGAGAUAUAUAGUUAUACAGAGGGACCCGAGUUUAUAUUGAACAGAAAAUGCUUUGAAGAAGACUUCAGAACUCAUGAUAAGUGCUGGACAGAGUUAGACUCUGCUCAUCACCGAGCACAUGCCAUGCGCCUAUUGGAUGGACUAGAGGUCACAGCCCGUGAGAAAAGACUGAAAAUUGCCAGAGCGAUACUCUACAUCGCACAGGGCACUUUUGCAGAGUGCUCAUCUGAAGCAGAAGUGCAACACUGGAUGCGUUACAAUGCAUUCCUCUUGCUGGAGGUGGGCACGUUCUCGGCCCUGGUGGAGCUGCUGAACAUGGAGAUUGAUAACAGUGCUGCAUGCAGCAGUGCAGUGAGAAAACCAGCAAUCUCUCUGGCAGACAGCACAGACCUCAGGAUCCUACUCAACAUCAUGUAUCUCAUGGUGGAAACCAUCCACCAGGAGGACCCAAUGGACAGUCCAGAGUGGAAAGCUGCUAGAGAGACUUUUAAAACUGAACUAGGCUCAACUCUCUACAACAAUGAACCAAUGUCAGUAGUGCUCUUUGGCAUGGUGACUAAGUUUUGCAGUGGUCAUGCUCCACACUUCCCAAUGAAGAAGGUGUUACUGCUGCUGUGGAAGAGCAUACUGUUCACGCUGGGUGGUUUUGAGCAGCUGCUGAGCAUUAAGGUGCUUAAACGGGAGGAGCUUGGCCUACCCCCCCUACCAGAGGAUAGCAUCCGUGUGGUCAGGAGCAUGAGGGCUGCCUCACCCCCUGCCUCCACCUCUGAUCUUCUUGAACAGCAGCAAAAACGUGCUCGUCGAGAACAUAAGGCACUCAUCAAGCAAGACAACCUUGAUGCCUUUAAUGAAAAGGACCCCUACAAAACAGAUGAUAACCGUGAGGAUGAGGAUGAUAAUGACGACAGUGAGAAUGCCCUGGAGCCUGAGAGCUUUCCACUGGAGCGGGAUGAAGUCAUGCCCCUACCCCCACCACAGCCACCUUGUGAAAGAUUAUCCUUCCCCAAGGGUCUACCCUGGGCCCCUAAAGUCAGGGAAAAAGAUAUAGAGACUUUUCUGGAAUCGAGCAGAAGUAAAUUUAUCGGAUAUACUCUUGGAAAUGACAUAGAUACUGUAGUUGGUUUGCCAAGGCCCAUCCAUGAAAGCAUCAAAACGUUGAAACAGCAUAAGUAUGUCUCCAUAGCAGAGAUUCAGAUGGCCAAAGAAGAGGAGUAUCAGAAGACACCACUGUCUGGGGGUGAGGAGGAGGUUGACAUGUGUGCCACUGAGUUGCUGUACCAAGGAAUUCUUCCCAGUCUGCCUCAGUAUAUGAUUGCUCUGCUGAAAAUUUUGCUUGCAGCAGCUCCCACUUCUAAAGCUAAAACAGACUCCAUUAACAUCCUGGCAGAUGUGCUACCGGAGGAGAUGCCAACCACAGUCCUACAAAGCAUGAAGCUUGGGGUUGAUGUGAAUCGGCACAAGGAGAUCAUUGUGAAAGCCAUCUCUGCCAUCCUUCUGCUACUUCUCAAACACUUCAAACUGAACCAUGUGUAUCAGUUUGAGUACAUGGCUCAGCAUUUGGUCUUUGCCAACUGUAUUCCUCUAAUCCUGAAGUUCUUCAAUCAGAACAUCAUGUCUUACAUCACUGCCAAGAACAGUAUAUCAGUGUUAGACUUCCCCUACUGUGUGGUGCAUGAACUUCCAGAGCUCACUGCUGAAAGUUUAGAAGCUGGAGAAAACAAUCAAUUCUGCUGGAGGAACCUGUUCUCCUGUAUCAACCUGUUGAGGAUUCUCAACAAGCUCACAAAGUGGAAGCACUCCAGGACCAUGAUGCUGGUGGUGUUUAAGUCUGCUCCCAUUUUGAAGAGGGCUCUGAAAGUGAAGCAGGCCAUGAUGCAGCUGUAUGUCCUCAAGCUUCUUAAAGUGCAAACUAAAUACUUGGGUCGCCAGUGGAGGAAAAGCAACAUGAAGACAAUGUCAGCCAUCUACCAGAAAGUUCGGCACAGGCUCAACGAUGACUGGGCGUAUGGCAACGCAGACCUGGAUGCACGGCCAUGGGACUUUCAAGCAGAGGAGUGUGCACUGCGUGCUAAUAUUGAACGAUUUAACAGCCGCCGCUAUGACAAGAACCAGGCCAACCCUGACUACUUGCCUGUGGACAACUGUCUACAAAGUGUGCUUGGACAGCGUGUGGACUUGCCAGAGGAUUUUCAGAUGAACUAUGACCUCUGGCUUGAGCGAGAGGUGUUUUCUAAGCCUAUUUCCUGGGAAGAGCUCCUUCAGUGAAGAUGGGGCUGUGGGUGAGCGUCCUAAAUACUCACAGUAGACAGAAAAUGGAAACAAUAGCAACAAUUUGAAAAUCAGUCUAAAAGCCAGCAUGACUUGGCUACUUAAAAAAAAACAAAAAAAACUUGCUUGGGCAUUUUAAUUUAACAUUGCUGUGUAACCGUAUUGCUAACAGUAGUGUUUGUCAAAUUAUCUAUUCUGAUAAUUAAUCAUUUUACUUGUCUUAUUUUUAAGGGGCACACUACACUGUGUGCUCUGGUACAUUCCCAAAUACUGGUGAAGUGUGGGUGUGGUCUAGGAUAAAGAUCCUGGAACACAACCCACCAUACUGGACCAUGCCCACUAGUAGUUUUGUAGGAGCAGUCUUUCUUCUGAUAGUCUCUUAUCCUUCCAACUUCGCUUGUAUCCUGGUCUAAAACGGCCUUUCUGUACUGUGUGCUUUUGUACUGGUUAUGUGGAGGUGCUGCUAAAGACGAAUUUACAUGGACCUUUGUCAUAUACACACAUAUAGUGUCCUAACUUCCUGAAGAUGGGGACUCAUGUGUAACAAGUUUUGUUUUAGGUUGUUUUUGCGUGCUUGCUUUUUUGGGACAGGCUUUUGGUGUGUAUUCCUGAAUAUAUGUCCCUGGGUCUGGGUAUUUGUCUGGUAUUCUAAGUUGAAAUGGUUUGAGAAAGAUAGUUUGGGGUUAGAUUACUACCUCAGAACUGUUGAACUGUUUUUUUUUUGUUGUUUUUUUUAACGCUAGUUUAUAAAGAGGGUAUACAGGUGAAAAGGGUAUACAGGUGUCUCCUAUUAUUUGACAAGAACCCCAAAAAGUAAAGAUAAAAAUAGAAAAAACCUUAAACAAAAGGGAUUUAGUAUCCUCUUCCCUCACAUCUGUGAUUAUAUCAUACAUUGCAUUGUAACCUGUUUUUAUACAUCUGGCCCGAUUUUUAAAGGAAUCUUUAAAAAUAUGUUACUAAAGAAAUCAGUAUUCUAAUUGCUAUUUAUCAUGGUUUGUGUCUUACUUCCAUUGUUUCUCUUAUAGUAUAAACACCAAAUAAACAAAUGUUCUUGAACUAAAUGCUGUACCAUAAAUAAUGUCUCGUUGUAUUGAGCAGAAGAAAUACUCAAUUUUAUUUCUUAGAAAAGCAUUCCUGGCAAAUAUUUUGUGGUGAUAUUGCCACCUUACAGUAAGUUGUUUUUACUAAAACCUUCAGUGGUUACAUCUCACAUCAGUUGCAGACGCACGUCUUGUAGAAGUUAAUGUGGGACUCCUCUCCUUAUGAAGGCUGUGAUUGCCAUGCCCAAUUGCGCUGGUCUCAUUUAGACGUCAAAAUAGGCCUAUUUUGUACACAAAGCAAGAAAAAAAAGUGUGUGUGUAUAUAAAUAUAUGAAUGUGUGUGUUUUUUUUUUUGUUUUUUUUUUUAUAUAUAUGAAGGGGGGUACAUUUGCAAUGUGAUUUGACGCUACACUGUCACAAACUCACCUCAUCCACAAGAGGGCAUUGCUCCUGGGUUACUGGCUGGCUGGAUGGCUUUAUAGCCUUGAAGCAGAAUUGAUGGUGGAGAACUCCAGGUCAAUUGGCAGUGGUCUUGGGGAUACUAUAAGGUGAACACCUGUGUUAAUUUUGUUUUAACCAGUAUAAGUUUUUUCUUUUUAUUAUUAUUUGUUCGCCACUACAUCAUCUUUGAUCUCCAUAUCUUUGGUGUCAAGAAAUGUUCCUCCACAGCUUCCAUGUCAAACCUGGGACUAAACAGAGACCAUGUAUUUGGUCCGCACCAUUGGACACAAUGACUUUUUCACCAUUGUCCAAAGUCAGUGCAGAGUUUUACAGUGUACACAAAAUUACACUGCAGACACGCAGACAUGUUGACCGCACUGCCAGGUGUGAAAUUAGUCAUAUUUAUAAAGAAAUCAGGCAAUAUUCACAGGGAGAAGAUGCCGCAUUUACCUGUCUGAAAGAGAGGUGAAAAUUUGCUGCCCCAGUGCGUGUGUUUACAUAGAAGCUUAAUGUGACGUGCAGUUUUUUUUACAGUAAAACUUAAUGUGACGUGACGUGUUUUUCGAAAUGCAAACGACACCAUGGAGUUGCAUUGACAUUUGGCAACAGACUGACUGCUAUGGAGAGGUGUUGGUGUAGCUGAGGAUUUUACACCUAAUUUUGUCCCCACCACAUUUUACACCUGAAAAUGAAAUGUGGUGUUGAAGCCUCUUAGAUGUGUUAGUGUAGCGUUCUACCAGAAACGUACAUUUUCUGUCCUGGAAUAGAUUCAAUGAAUGAAUGUUAACUGACUAGGUCAUUGAUUUCUGCCAGUGAUUCUGUAAAAGUAUAUGUAAUUCAUUAGGCUCUCAGAUGGUUUUUUUCUUUAUUAAAAACACUUGAAAAUUACAAAUUCUGAUAAAUGAGCUGCCCUCAACCAAACCUGAGGUACGUCUUUCACAGUUUUGUUGUGAUAAAGACUGAUGU
Alosa sapidissima (American shad) is the source of this 5032-nucleotide messenger RNA. It is a transcript of the gene strip1, whose product is annotated as striatin interacting protein 1. Lineage: Eukaryota; Metazoa; Chordata; Actinopteri; Clupeiformes; Clupeidae. Gene Ontology annotation, biological process: cytoskeleton organization. The coding region runs from base 102 to 2582 and encodes 826 amino acids. The record is from RefSeq and is a predicted model, not a curated record. Gene Ontology annotation, cellular component: cytosol. The transcript is spliced from 21 exons.